Molecule: messenger RNA, 2376 nt
Organism: Penicillium argentinense
Lineage: Eukaryota; Fungi; Ascomycota; Eurotiomycetes; Eurotiales; Aspergillaceae
Product: putative C2H2 finger domain protein
Exons: 2
Coding region: 1-2376 (791 amino acids)
Biological process (GO): regulation of transcription by RNA polymerase II; DNA-templated transcription
Cellular component (GO): chromatin
Molecular function (GO): zinc ion binding; RNA polymerase II cis-regulatory region sequence-specific DNA binding; DNA-binding transcription factor activity, RNA polymerase II-specific
Source: RefSeq, a predicted model, not a curated record
AUGGCCGACACGGACGAACAGCCCUCCAAGCGGCGCCGUCGCAGCCGCCGGGCCCCGUCCGACCGCAAGUUCGAAUGUACCCACGAGGGCUGCGGCAAGAGCUACUCGCGCGCCGAACACCUCUACCGGCACCAGUUGAACCACACGCCAAAGCAGAUUUUCCGCUGUGAUUUCCCCAACUGCUAUCGCUCGUUCGUCCGCCAGGACCUCUGUAUUCGCCAUCGCGAGCGCCAUACCACCCGCGGCUCCCAGCUGCAGAAGCGCGACUCGUUCGCAACCGACGGCCACGAUGAACCCUCGAAAGCGCUUAUACCAACCUCGUCGCCGUCGUCCCCCUCGAUGACCCCCGCCGAUUACCCCUUCAUGACCGAACCCCCGACCACAAGUUCCAAAUCCCCGCCCAGUACCCAUUACCCGCUCUCGACCGGCAUCGAGACCGCCGGCGUCCCGGUCUCGGGAUACACAGACUUCUCCGGCGUGAUCAGCCAACCAGACACCAUGCUCGAUUUCGACUCCAUGUCCAAUGCAUAUCCAAUCUUCGGCGGCGAGACCUACAACCGCUCACCGUUUGCGAUGGCGGACGAUUUUGCGGCAUGGCUGUUCAGCGAGCCUCUCGCACCGUUGGGCUACGGCAUGAUGCCCUUUGUCCAAAACCAGUUUUAUGUCAAUGAGCCAAACUAUAAUAAUUUCUGCACGGUUAUCCCGCAGCAUCCUAUGAGCGUGACGAGCAUUCUAGACUCCGGCUCUCUGCCAGCAAUUAUCUCGGAGCAAAAGCGAAAGGAAUUACUGCGGUUAAUGGCGACACGGUUUAACGAGGCGGCAUACUCGACCGAUACGAAGCGCAAGGAUGCGCUCAUGGAUGGCGAUCUGGACAAUGAUCGUCAUGUACUGAGUCUGCGCAUGAUGCAGACCUAUAUCGGGUCCUACUGGUAUCAUUUUCAUAACCAGCUACCUAUCCUGCACCAGCCGACUUUUUCAGCGGAUCGAACCCCGAACCUAUUGUUGCUGGCCAUCAUGGCGAUUGGGGCGGCGACGUUGGAUAAGAUCCAUGGACAGGCGGCCACCGAGACGGCCGCGGAAUUGGCGAGCUUCAUUGCGUGGCAUCUGCGCUGGGAAAUUUUUAUGGAUGCGGAUUUCAGACCCCCGGCCAGACUGUGGGUGUUCCAGGCUUUGCUAUUGCUCGAGGUUUACGAGAAGACUUUCUCUACACGAGCACUGCAUGAGCGCGCUCACAUUCAUCACGAUACGACUUUGACUCUGAUGCGCCGCGGUAGUUCACUCAUCGGCCGAUCGUCUUUUGACUCACCAGAUACGAAGGAGGAGGAUGAAUCGUGGUCUCAUUGGAUCAAGGCGGAGGCAACUCGGCGCGUGGCUUUUGGAGCAUUCGUGCUGGACUCGACACAUGCUACGAUGUUCGGACAUUCGGCGAAGAUGGUAGCACAUGAAUUGCGGUUACCACUCCCCUGCGACGAGGCGCUGUGGGCUGCUACCAGCGCCGCUGAGGUCGCGCGAGUCCAGUCCAGUCUGCAGUCUCACGGAGUCCGCCCCGUCAUGUUCCUGGAUGGAUUGAAACGCACACUGAACGGCCAGCCCGUCCGCACGAACUCGUUCGGCCGGAUUAUCCUGAUGGCAGGUCUGCUGAGCGUUAGCUGGCAUCUGAACCAGCGAGAUCUGCAAGUCAGCUCGCUCGGAGUUGGACAGACCCUUGGUGGACGAGAUAAAUGGCGGACCUCCCUACUACGCGCCUUCGACAACUGGCGCCGGGACUUCGACGAGGCCUUGGGGUCGGCCACAACAACGGAGUCAGAGUCCCGCGAUGUGCUGCAUGGACUGGCGCACAUGGUCUCACAUGUCGACAUCGUGGAUCUCCAGAUCUUCGCCGGCGCCGGCCGCCUCAUGGGUCGGUCUAUUACGGCGCGAGACUAUUGCACCGCACGCGAGAAGACAGAACGCUGGGCCACCAAGGCCUCGGCGCGCGACGCGACCUUUUAUGCGCUGAAGUUCCUCAACGCGUGCUUUUCGGACCCCGAUCUGCAUUCUAGCGACUACACUGCCCGUGACGACUACCUGCUGAACCGGCCCUGGGUUAUGUACUUCGCGGCGCUAGUUGUCUGGACAUACGGCUUUGCCCUGGACGGCCCCCUGCGCCCCUCGCCUGCACUCCUGACACAUGCCGAACGGCGUCAAGACAUGCAGCAGUUCUUGAUGCGAGUGGAUGGACUGCGCGAGCCGAAUGAAUUGGAGGCGAUGAAGGGGCGGAACAAGUGCUUGGGGCUGCUGAUGAUUUUGCGGGAUUCUUUCGGGAAUUCGCGCUGGGAGUUACUGGGCGAGGCGGCGGCGCUGCUGGACAGCUGCAUUGUGAAGCUGCGGUCGUGA